UACGGCACCGGACUGGACGGCUUAUACUUGCCCGGCACGAGCCUCCCCUCCCCUCCCCUCCCAUCCCACGUAUACUUGAACCUCGCCCAUACCUUCCUUCUCACGUAGUCUCGCUUACGGGAGCUGGCGCCGGUUGCACCAUGACCGGCGACGAGCACGCCGGCAAGGCGCGUCCAGCCCGCGGGAUUCGUUCCUUUCGAACCUGCAGAAUUCUAUGGAUCUUCGUAGAAAUAUCACUGGGAAUACUGGUGAUCUUCAAGAACCUGUGGAUUCGGUUACGGUUGGCAGAAGCACAGCCCACGCUGACGCUUCCCUCCGCUGGCACCGCCGGCAAGACGACCAUGACGGCCGCGCGAGUAGCCGACAUAUUCGCCAUGAUCGACGUCCACGCCGCCGCGGGGACAAUGAGCGGCAAGCUGGUCGAGGCAAUAUGCGCCAUGAUCAACGAUGCCUGCCACGACGACGCAAAGGACUUGCAUGGCCAGAAAGGGAGAAGGCGGCGCGAGCGCGACGCCGGCAUCGGCAGCACCCGCUGCUACAAGCAGAUGCGCAGGCUCGGCAAGGGCUCCAGCGGCCGCGUCGUCAUGGCGCAGCACCGCGACACCGGCCAGACGGUCGCCCUCAAGACCAUCCACGCGCGCGGCGGCGCGAGGCGCCCCAACGUCGGCGACCUGCUCAAGGAGGCCUGCGUCCUGACGGCGUGCCGCGGGCACCCCAACCUCGUCGGCCUCCACGCCAUCGUGCGCGACCCAGGCACCAGGCAGUACUGCCUCGUCAUGGACUACGUCGGGCCCAGCCUGUUCCAUGCUCUGGACAGGCACGUGGAAGAGCACGGCCGCGCGUUCCCUGAGGCCGACGUGCGCCGGGUCAUGCGGCAGCUGCUCACGGGCGCCGCGGCGAUGCACGAGCGCGGCAUCAUUCACAGGGACAUUAAGACUGCGAACAUCCUCAUCGGAGAAGACGGCGGCGUCGUCAAAUUCUGCGACUACGGGCUGGCAAUGCCCACGGCCAAGGCAGAGCCGCCGUACGGGCUGGCCGGGACGAUCCCCUACAUGGCGCCCGAGAUGCUGCUGGAGAAGCCGGAGUACGACGCGGCCGUCGACCUGUGGUCGCUCGGGUGCGUCAUGGCAGAGAUGCUCUCCGGCGAGGAGUUGUUCAGCGGGGAAAAGACGACGGGCCAGGUCGGCAAGAUACUCGAUGUACUCGGUGCGCCGGGCAAGAAAACGUGGCAGCACUUGGAGUCCGCGCUCCGAGCUGACGAGGUGCGGCAAUGGCGGGCACGGCAGCGAGAAGUGCGGCGCCAUGACCGGCUGCGGGAGCUGUUCCCGGAGGAAUUGCUGUCGUGGCACGGAUUCCAUGUCUUGAAGGGCCUCCUUACCUGCAACCCCAGCAAGAGGCUGACAGCGGCCGCCGCGCUGCGGUGUCCCUGGUUCAAGGUCGACGGCCCUGGGACUGAUGAUGCUUCCGGUCACGGGUUCGGCGGCACGGCAUUAGCCAGGCACACUGCAUAGAGAGGAGCAGCAAUAGUUAGAUGAAUUCGCCACACCGGAAAAACAACUAAACAGACGAAAAACCGCUAAGGAAUGAAUAAGAAUGUAUAGCUUGUAAUGUACAGAUAUCAUAAUUCUACUGGAGUGGAUUGUACAGUACAGUCCAGGCGAUUACUUCAAUUAAAGUGUCAAAACGAGUCACUUGCAUGUGAAAAACGCAAAAGUAAAUAACACAGUCACUUACAUAUGAAAUUUUUUGUUCAAAGAGAUAAUCUAAUUCUUCUAACUUGGAAUGAGUGGGUAUGCUGCAGACAGGGUAAUUUUCCUUGACAGUGUACAUGACAGAGGAAGUGCGCAAAGCUGCAGAACCAGGUGUGGUAUUUCAUAAGAUAACAAAAGCAACAUUGUCACAUAUGGAUUUGCUUACCAUCGAGGGCAGUGGUGACAGCAUGGUCUGUUGCCUCCAUCAGUUCUAAUCCAGG
Molecule: messenger RNA, 1972 nt
Organism: Triticum urartu
Lineage: Eukaryota; Viridiplantae; Streptophyta; Magnoliopsida; Poales; Poaceae
Product: putative cyclin-dependent kinase F-2
Biological process (GO): protein phosphorylation; regulation of mitotic cell cycle
Cellular component (GO): nucleus
Molecular function (GO): protein serine/threonine kinase activity; ATP binding
Source: RefSeq, a predicted model, not a curated record